This is a messenger RNA of Eremothecium sinecaudum, 3348 nucleotides long. It is a transcript of the gene KAP123, whose product is annotated as karyopherin KAP123. The record is from RefSeq and is a predicted model, not a curated record. Gene Ontology annotation, molecular function: small GTPase binding; nuclear import signal receptor activity. The coding region runs from base 1 to 3348 and encodes 1115 amino acids. NCBI's taxonomy places the organism in Eukaryota, Fungi, Ascomycota, Saccharomycetes, Saccharomycetales, Saccharomycetaceae. Gene Ontology annotation, cellular component: nucleus; cytoplasm. Gene Ontology annotation, biological process: protein import into nucleus. The transcript has a single exon.
AUGGAUCGCAAUUUUUUGACUCAAUUAGAGCAAACUUUAGCCGGGAUUUUGAAUCCCAAUUCUACAUCUUUGAAGGAAACUACAAAGAUAUUACAAAAUGAAUUCUACACACAGCCAACGGCGUUGCCUGGUUUAAUUCAUAUUUUGCAGAACUCCUCAGAAGAUGGAUUGAGGCAGUUGGCCGGUGUUGAAGCUAGGAAGCUUGUUCCAAAAUUUUGGAGCAAGUUGGAUAAUUCUAUGAGGUCUGAGAUUAAAAAUUCUUUAUUAAGGACUGCAUUUACUGAGAAUAAAGACAUCAUUCGUCACUCUAGUGCUAGAGUCGUUGCUGCUAUUGGUUCUGAAGAGCUUUCUGAGAACCAAUGGCCCGAACUGGUGCCAAGUUUGAUUCAAGGUGCAGCUGAUGAGAACGCCAAGACCAGAGAGACUGCCGUGUUUGUUUUGCUCUCUGUACUUGAAUCUUUCAAUGAAGGCUUGUUCCAAUAUAUCAACCAAUUUCUCAGCCUGUUUGCGCAGACUAUGAAUGAUCCAGCCUCUCUAGAGACUAGAUCUUUGUCCGUGCAAGCUUUAAAUCACGUUUCUGCGUUGAUUGAAGAGCAAGAAACCAUCGAGCCCGAACAAGCAGCACAGUUUUGCUCUUUGAUUCCUUCUGUGGUUAAUGUUUUAGAGGCUGCCAUUAAGAGUGGUGAUACAGUUAACACAAAGCUUAUAUUUAACUGCUUAAACGAUUUCCUUUUGCUGGAUUCUCAACUUACGGGUAACGCAGUUACUGACUUGGUCAAGUUAGCUUUACAAAUUUCCGUCAACAAGGAUUUAGAUGAAGACAUUAGAGUCUUCGCCGUUCAAUUUGUGAUUUCAGCAGUUUCUUACAGAAAGUCUAAGUUACAGCAAGCAAAACUUGCUCCUGAAAUUACACGUACCGCUUUGAAGGUGGCUUCAGAUGAGAUCGAUGUCGAUGAAGAGUUAAACAACGAAAAUGAGGCCGGUGAAAAUGAAGAAAACACUCCAAGCUUGUCUGCCAUGAGAUUAAUUGCUUUCGCUUCUACCGAGUUUCCUCCUUCCCAAGUUGCUGCCCCAAUUAUCGAACUCCUACCAGCAAUGUUGUCUUCUGCUAACCCAUUCGAAAGACGUGCUAUUCUUUUGGCUAUUUCUGUUGCUGUCACUGGAUCCCCUGACUACAUUUUGUCUCAGUUGGAUAAGAUCAUUCCUGCUACUAUUUCAGGUAUGAAGGACCCUGAACCAAUUGUGCAGUUGGCUGCGUUUAAGGCGGUUACUCAGUUGACUACUGAACUACAGGAUGAGGUUGCGAAGUUCCACGAAGAGUACUUGCCAUUGAUUAUUAGUGUCAUUGACAGCUCCAAGCACAUUGUUAUCUACAGAUAUGCUACCUCUGCUUUGGAUGGUUUACUGGAAUUCAUUGCUUACGAAGCUAUUGCAAAGUAUCUAGAUCCAUUGAUGAACAAAUUGUUCCAAAUGUUAGAAUCUCAAACUUCUUCCAAGUUGAUCUCCGCCAUUGUUUCCGCUAUUGGUUCUGCUGCCUUUGCCGCUGGUUCGAACUUCAUUCCAUACUUUAAGACAUCUAUUCAAUAUUUGGAACCUUAUAUCAGGAACUGUUCCCAGAUCGAGGGCAUGUCAGAUGAUGACAUUGAGUUGAGAGCUUUGACCUUUGAGAACAUUUCUACCAUGGGUAGAGCGGUAAGAUGUACUACAUUUGCCGAAGUUGCAGAGCCAUUGGUUAACUCUGCUUACGAAGCCAUCAAGACUGAUUCAGCGAGAUUGAGAGAAUCCGGUUACGCUUUCAUCGCCAAUAUGGCUAAAGUCUAUGGUAAGGAUUUUGCGCCAUUUUUGGACACAAUCAUGCCAGAAAUCUUUAAGACCCUACAGCAGGAGGAAUACCAGUUCAACUUUGAUGGUGACGCUGAAGACUUAGCCGAUUUCGCAGACGAUGCAGAUGAGAACGACUUACAAAACAAAUUCACUGUUAACACCGGUAUAUCUUACGAAAAAGAAGUUGCUGCUGCUGCUUUGUCAGAAUUAACCUUGGCUUGUAAGGAGGACUUCUUGAAGUUUGUUGAACCAACGUUAAAGGUGUUGAAGGAGCAAGUUGAGGAAUCUUACGGUUUGAAGGAAACUGCAAUGCAUACUAUUUGGAAUGUCGUUAAAGCUCUUCUGCUGACUACCAACGUCAACGAAAGUAACUACCCAAGAGGUAUCCCAGCCACAUCUUACGUCGAUGGUAGCAUUUUGUCUGUUAUCCAAACUUCAAGAGCUAUUGCUUUGGACAAUUUGAGUGAAGAGUUCGAAAAUUCCAUGGUUAUUACCGUUUUCGAGACCAUGGCUGAGAUGAUCAAAAAGUUUGGUCCUAUCAUUAUUAUGGAUAACGGUGACUCAAGCUACUUAGAAAAGCUAUGCAUAGAAGUUCUAAGGGUCUUGAAGGGAGACCAUCCUUGUCAAACUAUUGACUACGAGGAUGAUGUUCCAAAGGAUGAGGACAUGGACGCAUCUGAAACCGAAGCCACUCUAUUGGACGUAGCCUUGGAAGUGCUUGUUUCAUUAUCACAUGCUUUGGGUGAGAGUUAUCCAAAGGUAUUCGACAACUUUAAGCCAAUCGUUUUGGGUCUAUUUGAUGUUAAGUCAAAGAACAAGAGAUCUGCUGCUGUCGGCGCUGCCUCUGAAAUCGCAUGUGGCUUGAAGGAACACAACCCUUAUGUCCAGGAGUUCUUAGAAGCUUUGAUCAUUAGAUUGAAUUCUGAUAAGUCAUUGGAAGUUAGAGGUAAUGCUGCCUAUGGUGUCGGUCUAUUAAUUAGAUAUGCUCAAUUUGACGUUUCUGCAGUAUAUGAGCCUGUGUUGAAGGCCAUGUAUGAACUUUUGAGCACUGCGGAUCAAAAGAUGCUAGCGGCCGAAGACGAUGAGGCAACUAAGGAAAUAAUGGACAGAGCAUUUGCGAAUGCUACUGGUUGUGUUGCAAGAAUGGCAUUGAAGCAUCAAAACUUAGUUCCUUUGGAACAUACCAUUCCAGCCUUGUUGAGCCAUCUACCAUUAAAGACUGGUUACGAGGAGUACGAUCCAAUCUUUGAGUUUAUCAUUAGCUUAUACCUAUCCAAGAAUCCUUUGAUAAUUAAUGAAACUCCUAGAGUUGUUGAACUCUUCGCUGCUGUUUUUACCAAGGACAACGAAAGAAUUCAACUAGAGAAAGAAUCUACUCUUGGUAGAGAGGAAAAUAUGGAUAAGUUGAGGCAAUUCCAAACUGAAGAAAUGAAACAUAAGGUUGUUGAAUUAUUGAAAUUCUUGAAUCAGUCGUAUAAUGGUGUUGUAUCUCAGAACCCAGUUUUGGCUGCUGUUGUCGCAUAA